Messenger RNA from Armigeres subalbatus, 543 nucleotides. Its product is annotated as cilia- and flagella-associated protein 251-like. The transcript has a single exon. The record is from RefSeq and is a predicted model, not a curated record. Bases 1 to 543 code for a protein of 180 amino acids. NCBI's taxonomy places the organism in Eukaryota, Metazoa, Arthropoda, Insecta, Diptera, Culicidae.
AUGAGCAAGACAACAGAGCAAGAACAGAGCAAGAACAAGAACGAAACUGACAAAGACAGGAACAGGAGACAGAAGACAGGCAAGAACAAGACAAGAACAGAGCAAGACAGAGACAAGAACAGGCAAGGAACAGAACAGAGCAGGAGCAAGAACAGAGACAAGCAAGAACAAGAAGAACAGAACAGGGAACAGAACAGAACAGAACAGGGGCAAAGAGCAAGAACAGGAGCAGAGCAAGAAACCGAGAGCAAGGGGAGCAAGAGCAAAGAGCAAAAAGAACAAGGGCAGGGGAGCAAGAGGGCAGAGCAAGAGACAAGGAGCAAGAGCAAGAAGGGAAGCAAGGAGCAGAGCAAGACAAGCAAAGACAAGACAAGACAAGACAAGGGAGAAGCAAAGGAGCAAGGACAAGAGCAAGGCAAGGAAGAGCGGGGAGCAAGGGGCAGCAAGCAAGACAAGAAGCAGGCAAGACAGGGAGCAGGGCAAGAGGAACAAGAAACAGGAGACAGACAAGCAAGAACGAGACAAGCAAGAAACAAGAAAUAA